This is a messenger RNA of Penicillium taxi, 732 nucleotides long. RefSeq lists its product as uncharacterized. The transcript has 3 exons. The record is from RefSeq and is a predicted model, not a curated record. NCBI's taxonomy places the organism in Eukaryota, Fungi, Ascomycota, Eurotiomycetes, Eurotiales, Aspergillaceae. The coding region runs from base 1 to 732 and encodes 243 amino acids.
AUGGCGGCAAUCAAGAAUCUGGCAGACAAUCUAAAUGCCAGUGUCGCUCGUCUGGAGGCCCAGAACACCGCCAGCAUCGCUCGCCUGGAGGCCCAGAACACUGCCAGUGCCGCUCGCUUGGAGGCUCAAAUCGCCGCCUUGGAGGAUCACGUGGUCCGCGGCUUUGAAGAAUUACAGACACGGGCCUACAAUGAUAUGGCCAAGACCAUGAAUAGCCCGGCUGUCACUCCGGAGUUCCUGCUGUCUCCUCUGUACAGCCAACGCACUGGACUGGAGAUUCCUCGUUGCCCUGCAACUCUUCGCGACCUUCGCCGAUUGAGCCGUAAACCCGGUAUCCUCUGGCUCAACGCUAUCUUCAUCGAUGUAGCCAAUUUAAUUUUGGAUGUCACCCGUGCAGGGGGGUACAUUUCUGAAUCCGUAUGGACGGAGGAAACUCCAGCCAUGUCAGCAUACUCUGAAGAUGCAGAGCGAUUACUGACUGAUGCACUGUGGUAUCUGCUCGACGCGCGACGUUCACAAUUCUUGAUUGGUGGCACUUGCCCGCUCCAGAGAAGAAGAUUGAAUGAGCUGCAGAGAGGAAUAUCUGGCCUCAAUGGCGUCGAGGAUCCAGUCCUUACACGAUGCAUUAACCGGAUAUCUCGAUACUCAGGUAUCAUGAUAGUGACUGUGAGUAUGUUGCCAAUGCAAACUUCUCUCAGGAUUCUGCUCCAUUCUCGUCGCUUGAUCUGUUGA